UUUUUUCGGUUGACUGAGAAGAUGAUCAAGGAGGCUCACAAAUGGAUUUCUGCUCCAAUUUGGACGAGUGAUCUCCGUGUAUAUAAUGUUCAACAAAUGCUCGAUUCCUCUCAACCCAUUCUAAUUCCGAGCAAGGAAUUGGGACAAGCUUCUAGUGAAGUGCAACAACGUGAACAGCACGAACAAUUCCUUUUGAGUGUUGCGAUUAGAACGGUUGCUCGUCCCUUUGGAAAAGCUGCACUUAACUUUCACACUCGUCAUGCAUUUAAAGAUGACGAAUCAUUUAUAGAAAAUAAUUCAAAACAAAAGAAUGAAAAUAUAAAGAAGAACAAUUUUAUAAAUUCAUCGGUUUCACAAAUGGGUGCACGUCCAAUUUGUUUGAAUGGUCGUGUGCAUCCUGGUUGGCAUCAAGUUGAUUUUCCUUUGAAUGAUACAAAUCCGGUAAUUAUUUUUAUGGGACAAUCCAUUAAUAUGAGGGGAAGGGAUAACCAUUAA
Molecule: messenger RNA, 495 nt
Organism: Meloidogyne enterolobii
Lineage: Eukaryota; Metazoa; Nematoda; Chromadorea; Rhabditida; Meloidogynidae
Source: the annotation of a GenBank genome assembly